CACCAUUCAACGAGGUAACAUAACCCUCUCAUCUACUCAGCUCCACCACCAUUUCUACAUACCGCCUUGCUAUAGUAUUCCGAAGUCCUCUGCAUAUUGCUACUGAUGUCGGACCAACCUGCCUCACCUCGAAGGGCCCGGGGCGAUUCCCCACCGCCUCGCAAGCGAAGUAGAAGUGGCGACCGAAGCCAAUCACCGCGUCGCGACCGUAAUAGACGGGGUGGACGGGAUGGUCGUGACAGGGCAGGCGACAGAAACCCCGACAGCUACCGAUCCCGGGAAGAGCCCUGGAGAGACCGCAGAAAUCGGAAUAGAGAUGACCGGCAGGAUCGAACAGGCAGGGAAUCGGAUAGACAAGAUACGGAUCGCGAGGAGAGAGACUCAGACAGGAGGCAUGCAGGCGGAAGCGAGGGCGCAGAUCAAGACCGACCACGGCCAAAGAAGGGCCUAGGAGGGUUCAAAUACAAAGAAAGACGCCGGGACGAUGCGGAGGAUGGUAGAGACGGUGAUCGCCGCGGUGGUUCGUUUAGAGGCUACAGAAACCGUUCCCCGUCUCCGCGCCGCCGAGACCGCGACCGAGAUGCUGGGGCCUCCUCGUCCACCAAGAAACCCAAGUCCAAAUCCAAGUCCAGCGGCGCAGAUACCUCUCAGCCACCCGAAAGACCACCGGCCGCGCCCUCGAGCGGUGGCGAAGAGAUGAUUAUCGUCCACGUGAACGAUCGGUUGGGCACCAAGGCGGCCAUUCCGUGUUUUGCGUCAGACCCCAUUAAGGACUUCAAGAUCAUGGUGGCGGCGCGGAUCGGGCGGGAGCCGCACGAAAUCCUGCUCAAGAGACAGGGGCAACGGCCAUUCAAAGACAUGCUCACCCUCGCCGACUACGAAAUUAGCAACGGAGUCCAGCUCGAUCUCGAGGUAGAUACCGGCGAUUAAGCCGGGCCCAGCGCGAAGGGAGGCGUCGAGAAACCUCGGGGACAGUGCUAGUAAUUCCGUCGCCUUGCUUUCAUACAUUAGGGGGUUGGUGCGCGUCGAGCUAUUGGAAGCUCAGUUGGUCAGCGAUCGACCUCUCGAACAUCGCCCAACGCCAUAUUAUUUCGUAUAUACCCGAUAGGUUCUAAAUACAUUCGCGCCUCGGUCCCCGCAAAAAUUGAA
Molecule: messenger RNA, 1149 nt
Organism: Durotheca rogersii
Lineage: Eukaryota; Fungi; Ascomycota; Sordariomycetes; Xylariales; Xylariaceae
Product: ubiquitin-like protein
Exons: 1
Coding region: 106-930 (274 amino acids)
Biological process (GO): protein modification process; mRNA splicing, via spliceosome
Cellular component (GO): cytoplasm; nucleus
Molecular function (GO): protein tag activity
Source: RefSeq, a predicted model, not a curated record